AGAAGGCCUUCACUAGGGUUUACAAAAAAUAAAAUUCCCUUCAGAGUAUGUAAGAGCUGGAAGCAGCAAGAGGAUACCAAGAAGAGGACAUGGCUUAGCUCGGUAGUUUGCAGAGGAAGAGCAGGCAGAACCACACCACAUGGAAAACACUCCUAUCCCUGUAGACUGCUGGGAAGGAAAGCCACCAGCAAAGGCUGGGUCAUACCCAGAACUGCUGUUGCCAAGGGCUACAGGAAGAAGGACAAGAUUGGUGCUGUGACUCGGAUCGGAAAACUGUGGGAGAACCUUGCUAUCCAGGUCGGGUACCCCCGCUGAUUUCGGCGGCCUGGGGAGCCAAGAGCCUCCGCAGUUCGCUCCGACAUCCGAACCAAAUUUAGGCUGGGGUAAAAACCACAAUAAAAGAGAAAACGGAUCCAGAGGAGCUCGGGAAGGCACGGAGCCUUCAGGAAAGCCGCGGCUUGGUAGCUCAUAAAAAGUCGACAGUGCACGAAGACACCCUCGCAAGAAAAUUGCUGAACUAAGGAGAAGAGGAUUGAUUCCUCAGAGUACCCCUCUCGGAUUUCCCAUUCAUCAAAUUUGACCAGGAGAUAAGGUCCUGAUCAAAACGUGGAGAGAGCUCCCCCUGAGCCCUCAUUGGGAAGGCCCGUUCCUCGUCCUCCUGACCACAGACACAGCAGUGCGGACUGCUGAGAAAGGCUGGACACACUCCUCCCGAGUAAAGAAAAUUACAGAUCGCAGUGCAUCAGAGUGGGAAGUUACUACCCCCCCAGGAGAUUUGAAGAUCAAACUCCGGCGGCAACGCAAAUGAGUGGAGAUCGGAUAAGUUGUGUCAAUUUCGAUUGUUAUUGCUUUCCUUUUGUUCACUUCAAAUGCGCUUAUUGUAAACAAAUUUGGGUAGCUCGCUGUUUGAUGGGACGUAAACCAAGGGGUUUAUGUACAAAGUGUUUUGAAAAGGAAUUGCAACAGACCGAUCGAUUCUUAAUACUCGCUACCCGGGCGGGCCUGCUGGAACUUGACUCUCCUGAGUGGUUCCUGUUUUAUCAAAACGGCUUGAGGGGUCAGCUUGACUGCAAGGCAGAACCCUUAGUAGUCGAGUGCCGGCGAACAAUGAAAGUUCCGUGCAGAUUUGACACAGUUAAAGUGUCUCGGUGGGCGAUCUUUAAGCGAAGAUUUGCCAUCAGAACAUCAAGGGCCCCUGAAGAUAGUCCCUGCUGCCAAUAAGAUGGCUUACCCCGCCGUAUGCUUAUAUACGGGCGAAGGGCGAGGCAGAGGGAUGAAAUGGUGGGGAAUUCUGAUGUUCCUGAGCCUAGUCAUGUGCUCGACCAAGGGGAUAGACCCCGAGGUGCCCCCGGGGGUGAACCCCACGGGGAAGUGUGAGCAGUGUCAAGCUGCCACAAAAGCCGAGACAUUAACCGUUUGUCCCCCAGAACUGCACGAAGGAAUAUGCUGGUUAAAUGAUACCCAAUUAAAUUUGUGCAAAUUAAGGGAGAAAAUUUGGUGUUCCAAUCCGAGAGCAAGUAUUACAGAAAAUCAAAUUCGGAACUUGGAGGAACAAAAGAGUCAAAUAAAUCACCUCCGAACCAAAAGAGAACUGAAGGGGGUUCCCCCAAUCUCGGUCUGUGGACAGUGUAAUAAGACUGUCUGGAUUGGGGGAAGGAGACAAUCCAUUUUUUUAGCAUAUCAUCGAGUUAACCCUAUUUGUUACAAUAAAGCUACUGUAAAGCCGUGCACCAUGGGGGGAAAGAUGUACUGGGAGGGAAGAAACUUAAAACAUGAAACUAAAAUGCCAUUGAAUAAUGAUCCUAUAAUUUUAGAUUUGCUGGAAAACAAUGAUGAUAGAGUGUGCUUGCAAUUCGAUCAAGUGUUCUGUUUCUCGAAAGAUAGUGAAGGGUUAGACCCAGAGAGUAAAAUAAAACAACUAACCCUGGAAUUAAAGAAACGAGAAAUGGAAACCAGGAAAAGAAGGUUAGAGCAGGAAAGGCUGAGUUCCCUCAGCGAACAAUAUGAGCAAUUAGAAAAACAGUACAACAGCUGGAAUUUACCCAGCCCCAAUCAGAACCUAUUUAUAGAUCUAAUGCAAGAAAUCGCCACAGAAUUAGGCUUGUCCAACUGUUGGAUAUGUGGUGGUCUGAAAUCAGCCGAAAGAUGGCCAUGGAAGGGAGAGGGAUUGACCCCGGAACAAUUACUAAAAUGGACUGGAUUAAAAUUAUCCAAAACAACACGGAGACCCAAGGGUUGGGUAAUUGACGAAAGAAUAAUUGGGACAUUUUGCAUUAGCCGGGAGGGAAAAGAAUUUACCGAUUUAGUAGGAUACACCCCGUGUGUAAACACGCUCACGGUAAAUUCAGACAAAAAAACAAAGGUCUGGCAACCAGAACCACCCGAGGGUUAUUGGAGCUACUCUCGGGAAAACAACUGUGAAUGGGUAGACAUAAUUGGGCUUUGCUGGAAUAAAGUCCAGGGGGCAAAUCCCUUCCAUGCCUUUGUAGGUUUGAGGGACUAUUGGGAGGAUCCGGCAAAAUCAAAUAAAGGUUGGGAAGCACCGGACGGAAUUUACUGGGUAUGCGGAAAGAAAGCAUACAGUGAAUUGCCAAGAAAAUGGAAAGGGUCUUGCACUCUCGGAGUAAUUCGGCCGUUUUUCUUUACAUUACCUAAAGACGAAAGUAAGUCUUUAGGUGCCCCCCUCUUUGAAACAUUGGCUCGGCAAAAGAGGGACUUGAGACGAGAACUACCGAUGGCUGGUGGUAACCAAAAGUGGAAAGAGGAGGAGUGGCCUGCCGAACGAAUCAUACAGUACUAUGGGCCCGCUACCUGGGCAAAUGACAGCAGCUGGGGUUACCGAACCCCCAUUUACCUUCUCAAUCGACUCAUUAGGUUACAAGCUGUGGUAGAGGUAGUCUCAAACCACACUUCGGAAGCCCUGGAAUUGCUAGCAAAACAGCAUUCACAAAUGAGAGCUUUUGUCUACCAAAAUAGAUUGGCUCUCGACUAUCUGCUAGCUGAGGAGGGAGGAGUGUGCGGGAGAUAUAAUGAGUCAGAGUGUUGCAUGGAAAUUGACGAUUAUGGAGAAACUAUAAAGGGACUAGCUGCCGAAAUAAAAAAGGUGGCUCAUGUGCCAGUUCAAAAAUGGAAUUCCAUUUUACAGGCUUCCUGGUGGGAUCAAAUUUUUGGACAAGGGGCGUGGUGGAAAAAGCUAGUCUUCUUUAUAGGAUGUUCGGUUGCUGGAGUUAUUUUCCUACCUUGUUUGAUUCCUUGUCUGAUCAGGUUAAUACAUUCAGUGGUACAAGGAAUGCAGAUUUCCACCCUCCCAAUUGACCCAGAAAAAGCGCAAGGACAAACCACACUUCUUUCUAAACUGAUGAAAUUAGAGGAGGAAAAAGAAAGCAAAAACGCGAUCAAGGCAUUAGAGGAAUUUGAAACCAAACACAUGUUAACUCAGGAAAAUAAAGAAAAUACAGAGGAAUACUAGUAUUCCUCUCCAAAUAAUAGUAGAAUACGAAUUUUUAA
Molecule: messenger RNA, 3507 nt
Organism: Poecile atricapillus (Black-capped chickadee)
Lineage: Eukaryota; Metazoa; Chordata; Aves; Passeriformes; Paridae
Exons: 4
Coding region: 1223-3469 (748 amino acids)
Source: RefSeq, a predicted model, not a curated record